AUGGUGGCUAGAGUAUACGCAUUGGGCUCUCAGCCAGUAGCUCAUUUUUUGGCAUAUGAACUUGCAAAGCUUCCAGUUCAACCUAAGGUUCCUCAGGUGGUUUUAGUAAUGUUUGAUGAGGCGCUGAUGAAGCGAUUUCUCAAUUCCGAUUCUAAGCUUACAAUUGACGCUCCCAAGGGUAAGAGCUUUAUGCAGUUUAUGGGUUCGUGUAAACCUCCUAUGGAUAAUAAUGGUGUCCUCACUCCUAUGAAUAAUAUAAUAAUUGGCGAAAAAAGACAUAAGUUAUUCACCAAGGAGCUCUCAAAAUACAAAGAUAAUGUCGGUCCGUCAUCUAAUAUUUUACUUUUGAAUCCUGCAUUAGGCUGUGAGGAAUAUAUAACCAAGAGUCUAUGGCCGAACUCUCCUGGAAGGCCAAAUCUGCUUGUUGGCAUUAUGGAGAAGCGCGGUAUUCUGCGCGAUGGGUCAUUUGGAGUGAGGAUAAAGAACGAUAAUGAACCGCAUCCGCUACGAAUUAGUCUGACGCCUUCUAGUAUCUACGAAUAUGACGAUGCAUCGAACAAACAGCAGCUCCAGGAAAUGUUGGAUUCUAAUGAGUUGGUUUCACUGUUAAAUCAACUUAACUCUGAAACCAAUUCCCUUGUGAAGCCUAUAUUCUGCACAUAUGGAGAGCAUCUGAUUCAAAGAUUAGAGAAAGUAAUAAUUGAUUCAUGUAUCGAGCCGCUUGCAGCUUUGUACGAUUGCCAGACGUAUGGAGAGCUACUCAUGGUUGAUCACCUGGAAGAUGUAUUGAGAACUCUUCUGCAGGAGCAGCUACUUGUAAUAAAUCAUCAUUUCUUUAAAAUCAUCAAGAAUAUGCCGCAAGGCUUUGAAACCUUGAACUAUAGAGCAUUAUAUCAGAAGAUCAUGAACACCGUCGAGUCACUGGCGAAAUAUGCCCCUAGAGUAAGACUUGAUAUCACACUUCUGCAUGACCCCGACAUGACUGCGUUAAAUGGUUACAUUCAUUCCUUAGGAAAGCUCAAAAAAAUACCUGUUCCUGUAAAUUAUGCCAUGUUCAGAAUUCUAGCUGGCAAGGCUGCUUUCUUUAAAAAGAGGGCGUUAUCGAGUAAUUAUUUGUGA
Eremothecium sinecaudum is the source of this 1119-nucleotide messenger RNA. RefSeq names its product Cbs2p (gene CBS2). The transcript has a single exon. Gene Ontology annotation, cellular component: cytoplasm; mitochondrion. The record is from RefSeq and is a predicted model, not a curated record. The coding region runs from base 1 to 1119 and encodes 372 amino acids. Gene Ontology annotation, molecular function: NADP binding; 2-dehydropantoate 2-reductase activity. Lineage: Eukaryota; Fungi; Ascomycota; Saccharomycetes; Saccharomycetales; Saccharomycetaceae.